Messenger RNA from Iphiclides podalirius (scarce swallowtail), 351 nucleotides. The record is from the annotation of a GenBank genome assembly. Lineage: Eukaryota; Metazoa; Arthropoda; Insecta; Lepidoptera; Papilionidae.
AUGGCUUCAUCUUUAUCAGCAUAUGAACUCCUUAAACUAGGAGACGAGGACAGAAAAAAACCAUUUUUGAACAUUUACUGGCCAUAUAUUGUAGGGGUUGGCUUUGGCAUUUGCACAGGAGUAUGUAUAAACUUCGGGACCAGACGACCCCUGUUCAGCGGUAUACAAAAACAUAUUAUUGGUGUGGCAACAUGGUGUACCAUCUUACAUUAUGUACAAAACAGACGUGAUGAUUAUUUAGCUGAAAAAGAUGCAGUGUAUCGUCAUUAUGUUGAGUUACACCCUGAAGAUUUUCCCACUCCAGAGAGAAAGAAGAUAGGUGACCUUUUUGAACCAUGGAUUCCUAUUAGG